AUGGGGUCCAGGGCUGGCCCCAGGCUGCUGACUCGGGUUUCCCCGAAGCUCCUCACUCUGCUCUACAGAAACGGGCCCGAAUGGCGCACAAACCGACUGAAGCUGAACCCAGAGCUGCUGUCGCCUCAGGCUGUUCACAAGUACCUCCCCAUGGUGGACGGGGUGGCAAGAGAUUUCUCAGAUAUGCUCAAGUCGAGAGUGCUGCAGAAUGCCCGGGGAAGUCUGACCGUGGACAUCAAGCCCAGCAUCUUAUACUACACCAUAGAAGCCAGCAAUUUAGCCCUUUUUGGAGAGAGGCUGGGCCUCCUUGGACAUAGCCCGAGUGCUGCCAGCCUGAACUUUAUCCGGGCUCUGGAGACCAUGUUAAAGUCCACCACAGAGCUCAUGUUCAUGCCCAGGGCCCUGUCACGCUGGACAAACACCAAGGCGUGGAAGGAGCACUUUGAGUCCUGGGACUGCAUCUUCCAGUAUGCCAACAAUGCCAUGCAGAAGCUCUACCAGGAGCUGGCCCUCGGCCGCCCACGGCACUACAGCGGCAUCAUGGGGGAGCUGCUGAUGCACGCGGACAUGUCCCUGGAGGCCAUCAGGGCCAACUCCAUCGAGCUCACCGCCGGCAGCGUGGACACGACGGCCUACCCCCUGUUGAUGACGCUCUUCGAGCUGGCUCGGAACCCUGAAGUGCAGCAGGCCCUACGUCAGGAGAGCCUGGAGGCCGAGGCCAGGAUCUGGGAGAAUCCCCAGAGCGCAACCUCGGAACUACCCUUGCUGCGGGCAGCCAUCAAGGAGACCUUACGGCUGUACCCUGUGGGGAUCUCGGUGGACCGAAAUGUGUCUUCGGACGUGGUGCUGCAGAACUACCACAUCCCGGCAGGGACUUUGGUCAAGGUGCUACUCUACUCCUUGGGUCGAAACCCCUCUGUGUUUGAGAGGCCCGAGCGCUAUCAUCCCCAGCGCUGGCUGGACAACAAGGGCUCUGGCACCAGACACCCACACCUGGCCUUCGGCUUUGGUCUGCGCCAGUGCCUGGGGCGGCGCCUGGCAGAGGCAGAGAUGCUGCUGCUGCUGCACCACGUGCUGAAAAGCUUCCUGGUGGAGACGCUGAGGCAGGAGGAUGUAAAGAUGAUCUACCAGUUCAUACUUUCCCCCUCCACCCUCCCCCUCCUUACCUUCCGGGCCAUCAGCUAAUCACGCCACCGUGAUGUCGGGCCAGUACUGCUGCCACCCCCUUCCGCCUGACCUCCAGCCCCCCUCGUUUUCUCCCACGAAACCUGCUUCCAGAGCCACAGCACUGUCCAGCCAGGGCCUUUCCCCAAGGAUCAGGGGGGUGAAUCUGGACCGCAGGUCCGGCCUGUGAGCCCAGUCCCACCAGCUCCUUCUCCAGCAAGGAGCACCAUGGGAGGGCCUUUCCCCGUGUCGCCACCAGCACUACCUCCAGGGGCCUCAGGUCCUCCCCUCCAGAUCCACCCCCACCUGC
Molecule: messenger RNA, 1474 nt
Organism: Hyaena hyaena (striped hyena)
Lineage: Eukaryota; Metazoa; Chordata; Mammalia; Carnivora; Hyaenidae
Product: cytochrome P450 11B1, mitochondrial-like
Exons: 7
Coding region: 1-1185 (394 amino acids)
Biological process (GO): aldosterone biosynthetic process; cholesterol metabolic process; cortisol metabolic process
Cellular component (GO): mitochondrial inner membrane
Molecular function (GO): heme binding; iron ion binding; steroid 11-beta-monooxygenase activity
Source: RefSeq, a predicted model, not a curated record